AUGUCGAAACGAAAUCUCCUUCUAUGUUUCGACGCCUUCGGGACUCUAAUUAGGCCUGUUCAGCCAGUCGCGCAACAAUAUGCUCAAGUCGCACGGCAAUGCGGUCUUACCGACUUUAGUGAUGAAGAGCUGCAAUCCACUUUGAUAUCGACUAUCAAGCAAGAGUCUAAGAAGAAUCCGAACUUUGGAAAGGAAACUGGUCUAGGCGCUACAAAAUGGUGGACAAAUGUUAUUCAUAAUACUUUCACGCCUUUGAUCCCGAAAGGCCAAUCUCUUCCUCAAGAUCUCGCGCCAAAACUACUACAUCGCUUUGCUUCAAGAGAGGGCUAUGAGACUGAAGAGGGUCUUGUAGAAGCUUUAAAAAGCUUGAAGGGUAACACCUCUCGACAUUAUGAUCAGCUUGUUGUUGGUGUCGUGACCAACUCAGAUGAUCGCAUUCCCAGCAUUCUCUCAUCCUUGGGUCUCAAUGUCAGUCCUCUUCGCUAUGGCACCGACUCCGACCCAAGUAAGAUCAAGAACAGCACUUUUGAUAUUGACUUUCACUGCAUGUCCUACGACGUCGGUGUCGAAAAGCCAGACAAGCAGAUUUUCAACGCCGCAGAAUCCAUGCUGGCCCAGAUAAUCAGCGCACGAAACGGAAGAAGUUUGAACGAAGCCAAAUCAGAAGCUGGGAAGUGGCAGAAAGUCUACGUUGGUGAUGAUUAUUCAAAGGAUGUGGUUGGGUCAGCGAAUGCGGGUUGGAACCCCGUUUUACUUGAUCCGAAAGAUGAAUGCGAGAGUAUCAUAGAUCUGAAACGUUGGCGAUCUGACUCUGCUAUUCGACGUCUUCAUAUCUGGCCUCUCAUCCUUCGCAACAACGUACUAAGGUCUCAGGUCACUUUCAAUCAUUCAGCCAUGUCUAUGUCAAACAUCAACUCAACACGCUUAACAACAAAAUGUGAAGAAAAAGCCGUCCCGCUAUCACUUCUCGACAGCACGACCGCCAAUUUCUCCGACGCAAGCGCAAUAUGGCUUUAUGAAAAGCCAACUCGUCAAGACAUCAAUUUGGCUCAUCACCUACGCGAGUCAUUAGCGAUUACGCUUGAGUCUUAUCCCCAGUUAUGCGGCCAUUUAAAAGCUAUUGAAUCUACAGACGGGACUGCUCCACCGGAAGCUGCGCAUUUCCCUCCACAUGCACGACGCUUUAGACGCUUGUAUGCGCACUAUGGAACUGGAAACGACCCAGGUGUCGAGUUCGUCCAUGCUAGAAGCUCUACUGCACUCAGAGAUUUGUAUCCAGAAGACAGAGUUUCUAAACACCCUGCCUGGCUUUGCGACUCUGCUGUGUUCAAGCAGUUUAUGCCAUCUGUACCGACGCCACGGCUAUUAAGCCAUGCUAUCAAAGAUGAAAACGGCCGUCUCUAUCCUUUUCUUGCGAUCCAAAUCACCGAGUUAGCAUGCGGUGGUUUUGUCUUGGCUUUGAAAGAGACGCACCCUCUUGCCGAUAUCACGGCUGUUAUGUCCCUUCUGAAAGAUUGGGCAACUGUCAGCCAGUCUAUGCUUCUCGGAAAGUCUAUCCCUCGGUCAAAAGCGGUUUUUGACCCUGCUCUAAUCGACAAUCAUGCCGCCGGAGAUAUAAACGCUGAACAACCCGACAAAAAGCUUAUACAACAAGCUAUGUCGUUGCCGAUGCAUAGAUAUGACUGGUGGGCACCUGGCCCAAAACCUUCAUGGGCACCUCCAGUCCCAGAGGCUUUCGAUACACCGGAUCUCGAACCAGCAGGCUCAGCCAUGCCUUGGGAAGAAUGGGAUGUGACCGCCCCUGUGUCGAACUGCGUCAUUCACUUGAGCAGAGAACAAAUUAUUUCACUAUGGGAAAAGGCGAACAAGGCGUCAUCAGAAAAGCUCAGUCAACACGAUGCAAUCAUCGCUCAUAUUUGGUCCUGCAUAGCCCGUGCACGGGGUUUGGAAGAUGACACAGGUCCUAUUCACUGCAAUCUCGUAUACGGCGUUAGAUCAUCCUUCGGACUCGACGAGAAAUUCCUCGGUUCCCCGGCUGUAAUGAUGAACAUCGAACACCCCGCCUCUAAAGUCUGCAGCCUUUCAAAUUCGACUGAACUAGCUAAUCGUGUCCGGAACACGCUUAAAACAAUUUCCGAGCCGAGUAAGAUGGCCGCUCAUCUACACGGCAUCGCAUUCGAAAAGUCUCCUCAACGAAUAUGGCAAGCCUUUCUAGGUCAGAGGCAUAUUCUGGUGACGACAUGGGCACGUGCAAACGUUUACGAGGUCGAUUUUGGAUUCGGAUCUACGUGUUCGUACGUUGAGAGUGUUGUGCCAGAUAUGGAUGGUAAUAUUGCGGUUAAGGAAGCACCGGGGCCUUCUACUAAGUAUUGGACUGAUAAUGGUGUUGACAUCUCUGUUCAUAUCAGAACGGAACAUAUGGAACGGCUGAUGGAUGAUCCGCUUUUGUUCCCAACCAUUACGUCUGGCGAGGAGUACGAAACAUAA
Fusarium coffeatum is the source of this 2487-nucleotide messenger RNA. RefSeq lists its product as uncharacterized. The coding region runs from base 1 to 2487 and encodes 828 amino acids. NCBI's taxonomy places the organism in Eukaryota, Fungi, Ascomycota, Sordariomycetes, Hypocreales, Nectriaceae. The record is from RefSeq and is a predicted model, not a curated record. The transcript is spliced from 3 exons.